CCGAGGCAAUCCACGAAAGCCGAAUCGCAGCCCUUACCUAGAGGGACGAGCUAAGCGAGACCGAACCGGCGAGCCAGCGAAUGCAGCAUCGAGCAAGCAACACCGACGUGACCGGGCCGAGACCCGGCAGAGCCCAGGCCGAGAGCCAGGCCGACGACCAGCGACCCGGCCGAGUCUAAGGUCGACCCCUCGGAGCCGACCCCCGGCCGAGCAGCAUGCCUCGAGCCAGCCGCUACCCGCGACGCCUACCGGCCGAGCGUCCAUCCGGCGAGCCCGGCCGACCCCGGCCGAGCCCCGGCAGCCCGCGAGCCCGUCCGAUGCCCUCGAUCGUACACUCGAGCGCAACCUCCACACCGUACCUUCGAGCCCUGCGAACCCUGCAUCCCCGAUCCCCUAA
This is a messenger RNA of Pecten maximus, 397 nucleotides long. RefSeq names its product predicted GPI-anchored protein 58. NCBI's taxonomy places the organism in Eukaryota, Metazoa, Mollusca, Bivalvia, Pectinida, Pectinidae. The transcript has a single exon. The annotation marks the transcript as partial. The record is from RefSeq and is a predicted model, not a curated record.